Molecule: messenger RNA, 2247 nt
Organism: Cololabis saira (Pacific saury)
Lineage: Eukaryota; Metazoa; Chordata; Actinopteri; Beloniformes; Belonidae
Gene: elovl7a
Product: ELOVL fatty acid elongase 7a
Exons: 8
Coding region: 150-1034 (294 amino acids)
Biological process (GO): sphingolipid biosynthetic process; fatty acid elongation, monounsaturated fatty acid; fatty acid elongation, saturated fatty acid
Cellular component (GO): endoplasmic reticulum; endoplasmic reticulum membrane
Molecular function (GO): fatty acid elongase activity
Source: RefSeq, a predicted model, not a curated record
AAGCACACCUGGGGCAGGAUAACAGGUGAUCCACGGGAGAUAACAGGUGAUCUACAAGUGAUCUACGAGAGGGAACUCCACGCUAACGGACGGGGUUUUCUUUUGUGGAGUAUAGCUGCAUUAAGGUAAUCUUCAGACUUUGUCUGAAAAUGGAGUUUGACAGUAUAAAGUCUACUGCUGCCCUUAUUUAUGAUGAGUUCAUCCAAAAUGCAGAUUCGAGGACGGAGAACUGGCUGCUUAUGUCGUCUCCUCUUCCCCAAGCGAUCAUCAUUGCGGUGUACAUUUACUUUGUCACAUCACUGGGGCCUCGAAUAAUGGAGAACCGCAAGGGUUUCGACCUGAAAGGGAUCCUCAUCGUCUAUAACUUCGGUGUGGUAGCACUCUCACUCUACAUGUGCUAUGAGUUUGUGAUGUCGGGAUGGGGAACAGGAUACUCAUUUCGCUGCGACCUGGUUGACUAUUCUGACUCACCGCAGGCUAUGAGGAUGGCGGCUACAUGCUGGCUUUACUAUUUCUCAAAGUUCAUUGAGAUGUUGGACACGGUCUUCUUUGUGUUGAGGAAGAAAAACAGCCAGGUGACAUUUCUUCAUGUCUACCAUCACUCCAUCAUGCCCUUCACCUGGUGGUUUGGUGUUCGUUUUGCUCCAGGUGGACUGGGAACGUUCCACGCUCUGCUCAACUGUGUUGUCCAUGUUAUCAUGUACACAUACUAUGGGCUGACGGCCCUGGGGCCCGGUUACGAGAAGUACCUGUGGUGGAAGAAAUACCUCACUACCAUUCAGCUGGUCCAGUUUGUUACAGUGACCACCCACAUUUCCCAGUACUUCUUCAUGAAGGACUGCCCCUACCAGUUCCCCAUCUUUAUCUACAUCAUUGGCUUGUACGGCCUGAUUUUCUUGUUCCUCUUCCUCAACUUCUGGUACCACGCCUAUACCAAGGGUAAGAGGCUGCCUAAAGUGCUGCAAGCUCAGACAUGGGGACACCACACCAACGGCGUCAUGAAUGGAAACGCCAACCAUGAGAAACAUCAGUGACCCAGGAUUCUUGGUUAAUCAGACACUUUGGGGCACAUGUCAUUUAUGCAAGCAAGCCGCUGGUAGUCUGAAAUUCAACGCAAACGUUUGGACUAUUUGUCUUGGUUGCUUUUCUGCUGGCAGCUGUAAAAGACAAUCCUUUUUUAAUUUAUGACCAAAGCUUAUGUUUGUAUAGUUUACUAAACUAAGCUAUAGGUGUGUCUCUUUUUUUUUUUUUUUCCUGUUUGUCCUGAAGGUAAAGCCUACAUUUCUGAGUUUCAAAUUCCCAUCUUUUGUUACAUGACUAUAAAAUAUUAAGUCAAAGACACUGACAUUUACAUUAGCCGUAGAGCUUUACCUAUGGUGAUGAGGCUGCAGGGCCUUCAGAUGUACAGUGGUACUGGGCUUCCUAAAAAUCAUUUAGACUUUUUUAAAACUUCAUCUUGCUUAAGAACUUUAUGGAAAUCCAAAAUACGAAUAUUUUUAACUUUGUGCACUGAAAAUUUAAGGUUUGUAUAUUUCACAAGGUUUGACAUGUCAUCUGUUCUCAGGUGGCAUUUCUUUUAAUGUUGAGGCAACAUUUGUGCUGUCCUUGUUGGAGGGUUGUGUGCAUGCACAACAAGGUUUUUGUUUACUUAUCAUAAAACACACACGCCCACUUCUCCAUGGAAUGUCACUGCUGCUGAUAUGCAAUAGCUCAAUUUUCAAACGGCGGCAUCAUCUUUAACUUUCCAAUGAAGCAAUGUGUUAACUGCCAGAGGAAACUUGAUGGGCCGCCGUGGUCCUUGUAGGAUCCAGAGCAGGCUUACUGAGGCAUAUUGCAAUAUAGCAUUGUUACAUGGCUUGGUUUACAGUUUGCACAUUUAAUAAUGUUGCUUUAUAGUCAUAACACUUGAACAACCUUGCUUUCCUGCUAUGAGUGAUGUGCUAAUGAAGUCUUCAGAUGGCUAGCGCCUGAGCUGUUGGCUCUGAUACUUUGUUGUGUUUUUUUUUUUUUUUUUUAAUAUCCAAAGUAGUGUUCAACUGGGAAGUGAUUGUAACACUCUGGUGAAUGGGGACAGGAUUGAGCUUUGUGUGGUGACUUUCACCUUUUCUUUUUUUUUUUCUUAUCAGGCAAAAAAAAAAAAGUCAACCCUAUAGGUUUACAAGUUUAAUGCUUACAAAUGUAAUUUUUUUGAGUUCUUAUACAAUGGAGAUGUACUGUAAAGAAAUGUUAUGUUUAUACUGUUUUAUA